Molecule: messenger RNA, 1184 nt
Organism: Tripterygium wilfordii
Lineage: Eukaryota; Viridiplantae; Streptophyta; Magnoliopsida; Celastrales; Celastraceae
Product: tRNA-specific adenosine deaminase TAD2-like
Exons: 2
Coding region: 468-1022 (184 amino acids)
Biological process (GO): tRNA wobble adenosine to inosine editing
Molecular function (GO): zinc ion binding; tRNA-specific adenosine-34 deaminase activity
Source: RefSeq, a predicted model, not a curated record
CUCUAAAACUUGAAGAGACCUUGCAGACCCGCAGUUCUGAUGCCUAAGAAGUAACAGCAGAUCUUCUGCUAGUCGGCUUCGUCCAUAUUGACAUCCGCUUCAGAUGCAACCACGGCAAAAUUCUGCCUAUAUUCAUCCCAUGCAAUGGCUGCCAAUCGAGAUUUAUCAAGCCAACUAGUCAAGCAUGGGAAUUUCCACGCCGACUCCUGACCUUGAGUCCUUAAUUAGGGUUGCUGUUGUUGUUGUUGUUGGGGAUUUGCAUCAAUUUGGCUAAAGCUUGGUCGUUUGUAUCUUUUUCUGCUGUAAUUGCAAAUUGUAGACCAAGUGUUCGAUUAAUUGCCUCAGCCAACUUGAUCAAAAGGUCUUUCUUCCAUCUCUUCCCAAACGACACCAUCUUCUUCCCCGUGGCUACUAGUUGACUCUUUUGGGUUGUUCGGCCCGAAUAACCCAUAGUGUGUGACAUUCAGAUGGCCUCUCACUCUACUGACACUCUUGCACUUAUGGAGCUUGCCAUACAGCAGGCAAAGGAUGCCCUACAGUUCCUUGAAGUCCCUGUUGGCUGUGUGAUUGUACAGGACGGAAAGGCCAUUGCGUCGGGAAGAAACCGAACUUCUGAGACACGAAAUGCUACAAGACAUGCAGAAAUGGAAGCUAUUGAUAUCCUCCUCGAGCAAUGGCAGAGAGAUGGACUAUCAGAACUGGAGAUUGCUGAGAAAUUUUCGCAAUGUAGCCUUUAUGUUACAUGUGAACCAUGCAUAAUGUGUGCUGCAGCUUUGUCUAUUCUUGGUAUAAAAGAAGUUUAUUACGGCUGUGCAAAUGAUAAGUUCGGAGGCUGCGGAUCAAUUCUUUCAUUGCACUUGCAGAGUAGUUCUGAGCAGCCACAUGGUGGUGCGAAGGGUUUUACAUGUACUGGAGGUGUAAUGGCAUCAGAAGCUGUUUCUCUUUUACGAAGUUUCUAUGAGCAAGGUAACCCUAAUGCUCCGAAGCCUCACAGGCCUUUGGCUCGGCAGGCAACAGAUUAAUAAAUAUUUGAAUGAUUCACGAAAUUGAUCUUAUGAAAGCUAGAGAGAGCUUCAGAAUUUGAUCAAAUCUUGGCUUCUACCAGCAACAAAAACUGUUUGCUUUUAUAUCGAAUUGUGAACUUGUGAUGGUUACUCUUGUUUCUUAAAAGCAAUCAGACACCU